AUGGAAAACUUUAAUAUACUGAGAGUGAAGGAGCACCUUCGACUGGUUCUGGUCGGUCUUCAGGGGGUUGGGAAGAGUGCAGCAGGAAAUGCCAUUCUGGGCCAAGAAGAGAUUCACUCGGACCUCAGUGCCACUUCUCUCACAUCCACAAGUGAACGGAGGGAUGCUGUUGUCUGUGGGAGGACAGUGACUGUUGUGGACACUCCUGGCUUAUUAAACAGUGAUGAUUCUAAUACAAAUGUAGAGCAGGAGCUGGAGAGAGCUUUGACUCUGUGUGAACCCGGACCCCAUGCUUUUCUCCUCGUCAUUCAGCUGGGUCGCUUUACUGAGCAAGAAAGACAUGUGAUGGACACUCUCCAGAAGAUGUUGUGCUCAGAUGUGAAUUUGUUCACAAUAGUGCUUUUUACAUAUGGAGACAAACUUAAGAAUAAAAGUGCAGAACAGUUUGUAAGGGAGGAUAAAAACCUGCAGAAACUUAUCCAAAAAUGUUGCUCACAAUAUCAUGUGUUCAAUAAUACUGACAGAGAAAACACAUGUCAGGUCAGUGAGCUCUUCGAGAAAGUGGACUGUCAGUUAGAAAAGAGAAACAAAAAAUAUUAUGUUAGGACAAACAAGGAGCAGGGAAAGUUCUGGAAUACAAGCCACUUCUACAUUGCUGCUGCUGCUGUUGCAGCUCUGUUGAUGUAUGCAGCAUUUACUAAGACACCAACACAGAGUAAAAUCCCAGAGUAUUCUCUGAGUUCUCCAAGUGUCCCAAGUGAUGCGAUAGUAACAAAGGUGGAAGCAGAUGUUACUCAGAGUGAAACAUUUUGGGAAAUGUUGCACAGCCUGUUCAACAAGGACAACAAGAAGGUGUAUUUAAUUGGUUUAGUACCACUGUUUUUUAUUAUAAAGAAGCUGAUGAAAAAAUUGUUACAGCAGGUACACUAAUUGUUCUAAUGAGACAGUGGAGAAAUUAAAUCUAUGUAUAACACUUUGAAAUGUAGGUACACAAAUGUCCAUUUGAAACAUUGGAAUAAAGCAUGCAUAUUCACUAUUUUAAACUUUAAGAAUUAUUUGCAGUUGUCUUCUAUAAAACACAUGAAUGUUUGCCUUAUCUGAAAAUGUAGAAACGGUAACACUUUAUAAUAACUGCACGCUAUGGAUCAUUGGGUAAGCAUUAGUAAAUAGUCAGUUCAUCUUUUAUAAAGCAUUGUCCCGACAUUAAUAG
This is a messenger RNA of Onychostoma macrolepis, 1210 nucleotides long. Its product is annotated as GTPase IMAP family member 6-like. Lineage: Eukaryota; Metazoa; Chordata; Actinopteri; Cypriniformes; Cyprinidae. The record is from RefSeq and is a predicted model, not a curated record. The coding region runs from base 1 to 930 and encodes 309 amino acids. The transcript has 2 exons. Gene Ontology annotation, molecular function: GTP binding.